GUCAGCUGUCAAGAUGUCUGCUGCACCGACAGAAUUUUGUGGAAAUUUUCCACAAAUGGGGACGACGCCGAAUACAAUUGAAAACUUCUACGAAGACGUAGAGCCGCAGCCAGUAAAGAGCAAAGAUACUGAACACACAACAGUACGAAGAGGACUGAUUGUUCUGGCAAUAUUUUUAUCAAUGGUUGUUGGGCUUGUUGUUUCCUGUCUUGUGAUCAUCACACAGCUCCAAAGUGAGAUGAGAAUUAUGAAACAUCAAGAAGACAAGUCAAUUGCUAGGUUGAAAUGGCUAGAAGAAAAUGCUUCAGAAGUGAUUUACUCCAAACUUAAUGAACAGCAGAUUCGAAUAAAUCAAUCGAUUGAAGAUAUUUCAACUUUGGAUCAUUCUCACCAACAAUUGAAGAAAUCGAUUAUACAAGAACUUUUCCCGAAAGAUUGCAAAAGUGUAAAUGGCAAAUAUGCGAAAAUUCAGAACACCACCGGUGGAGUCUUUGAUAUAUAUCCGGAAUUAAGAGCCAAACCUGUCGAAGUUUACUGCGAUAUUGUAACAGAUGGAGGCGGAUGGAUUGUGUUUCAAAGACGAAUGGAUGGAACAGAAGACUUCUACAGAGGAUGGAACGAAUAUGUAAAUGGAUUUGGAGAAAAAUAUAAAGAAAUGUGGUUAGGCUUGGAAACAAUCCAUCAACUGACUAAGAAGGGGAGUUACGAACUAAGAAUUGAUUUGGAAAAUUAUAGUGGAACCACUGCUUAUGCUAAAUAUGGGACGUUUUCAAUAUCAUCUGCAAGCGAAAACUAUACAUUGUUAGUUGGAGAGUAUAAUGGAACAGCUGGAGAUUCAUUGACGUAUCAUAACAAUAUGCAGUUUUCUACAAAAGAUUCUGAUAAUGAUGAUAAUCAUAACACAUUUUUGUCGGGGCACUGUGCAGUGGACUUCAAAGGAGCCUGGUGGUACAAAAGUUGUCAUCAAUCAAAUCUGAACGGAUUCUAUUACGAAGCUUUUCUAAAUGAUGCUAGAUCGGUUCACUGGAGUUCCUUCAAAGGAUAUAAAACUCUCAAGUUCACUGAGAUGAAGUUUAGGCAGAAAACGUAAUUCUGCCAAUAAACAUUUCCGCAUACAAAGGUUUCAAUGUUUAUUAUCAUUGCGAUAUUUUAAACAUCAAAUGGCAUUUAGACUGCAAUGUUAUUUCGCAUAAAACGACAUUCUUCGGAAAAUUCGACCUUUUUUUUCCAAAAUAAAUUACGGUCUCGAUCACAUUCAUUUAUGGCUAAUUUUUCAUUGUUCAAACGUGAAGAAAUACACCAAUAGAAUAUGCAAAAAAAAAGCUUCGCUGAAAAUCUAUAGGAGGCACUGAUACCUUCGCUCGAUAUCUGUGCAACAGAAACUUUUUCACUUAGCGCAGAUUACCUUCAUUCUGUUUUCAUAAUUGAAUAUUCCAAGCUCCGCAAGCUAAUGUAAGUUGGUAUUGCAUUGGAUCACACUUUUAAUUAUAUUUUCUGCCACUUUUCUCAUUAUAAAAUUUCCUCAUUGGGGCAAACAACUAUGAAUAGUUGUUUUCUUUGUAUCAAGUUAUGCACUGAACAACGAAAGCUUACAAUAAAUCAUUCUGUGAUAUAACAAUAUGAUAUUAUCGACGUCACAUGGUUUGAAUAAACAAUAUUCAAAUACAAUACUGAUGAAUAUAUAGAAUGCACUGUCUGAGAUAUGGGGCGACACAACUCCGCUCUAUACCCGGGCAAAAGAGACUUCUUCACUUAGCGAAGACUGCGUUUAUUAUUAUUUUUUUAUAAUUGUAUUUACUGCGAUAUUUAAAAUUCUGCAAGCUAAUGUAAUAUAUUGUUGUAUUAGCUCACACUUUCUAUUAUAUUUUCUGCUACCUUUAUUAUGAAAUUCCUUAUUGAGUAAAACAACUAGGAAUAAUAUACCUAAAUUGAUUAUUGAUGUUUUCUUCGUAACAAGUUAUGCAUUGACCAACGAAAGCUUAUCAUAAAUCAUUCUGUGAUCAUCGUCGUUACUAAGUUUGGAUAAACAAUAUUCGAAUAUUGACGGUACAUGUGAUCGCUAUCGAGUCUAUAUUACCAAGCUAAUUUGUGUAAACCCUUUGCUUCUAUUUUCAUUACUUCCGGACCGGAAGUUGUUGAUCAGGUUAUCCGUAGCAGGCAAAUAGCGGUGAUGUGUUUUAGAUUACUAUUUGUGUGAUAAAGCAUUUUUGCUCUUUAUACUUUAACGAUGAACUAUUUUCAGAGUUAUCGGCAGCAAUGUAAAGAUAUCUCGAAUUACAGUCAGUUUACAUUUCUAUUUUAUUCUUUCUGUCUACCUAAAUUCUUAUCGCAAUAUUUUCUUCAAUACUUUUAUAGUCUAAAUAAACAUUGAUUGAUAAUUUCAAUUUUUAAGAUCAUGUUUGAAGGUGGUGGACUUCGUCACAGCUCAUGUUGCAGUAAAUACUGUGUUUUGUGGUAUUUGAUAUUCCAUGUUUAAUUCAAAGUUGCUUCCAAGGCUUUGGCAGCCAGCAACGCAACGUGAAGAAAUGUUCUAUAUAAUAUAGCCUACCACAACCUCCAACUAUACCCGUUAGUCUUUAUUCGUACAAUGCCACUUUUAUGUACUCCGAUGACCGUUGUUGACAUAGCACAACUGCAAAUCCGUAUUGAUAUCUAGAGAGAUGAUUGUAUUUGUAACUUUUAGUCAGAUGUAGUGUUGGAAUACCUCGGCUCGAUUCAUCUUCCCAC
Styela clava is the source of this 2727-nucleotide messenger RNA. NCBI's taxonomy places the organism in Eukaryota, Metazoa, Chordata, Ascidiacea, Stolidobranchia, Styelidae. The record is from RefSeq and is a predicted model, not a curated record.